Molecule: messenger RNA, 4099 nt
Organism: Trematomus bernacchii (emerald rockcod)
Lineage: Eukaryota; Metazoa; Chordata; Actinopteri; Perciformes; Nototheniidae
Gene: arsb
Product: arylsulfatase B
Source: RefSeq, a predicted model, not a curated record
AGUGACAGCUAGACGCAGUAAUUUUAAAACUUUAGGGACUUUUUGUGUGUGGAUGUUAUAACGAAAAAGAGAAGAAGUUAUGACAACCUAGCUCUAAGCCUUUUAUUCGCCAUGUUUUUAUUUCUUCUACUGUUUUAUACAGCCUACCGGACUUCCUUAUUUACAUUGUGACAGACGAGUUGGAUUUAAUAGAGCUCUGCUGAGUUCUUACCUGAGACUAACGAUGGAUUAUCCGCUCUUUAUAGCUGUGUUUCUCGUGAGCUCCUCUGUGGUGUUAGCCUCCCAGCAGCCCAACAUCGUGUUCAUCCUGGCAGAUGACUAUGGUUGGUAUGAUGUCGGCUACCACAGCUCAGAGAUCCGCACGCCAAACCUGGACAAGCUGUCCGCGGCAGGAGUCCGCCUGGAGAACUACUAUGUCCAGCCUCUGUGCACCCCGUCCAGAAACCUGCUGAUGACCGGGAGGUACCAGAUCCGCACCGGCAUGCAGCACCAGAUCAUCUGGCCCUGUCAGCCCUACUGUGUGCCUCUGGACGAGAAACUGCUGCCUCAGCUGAUGAAGGAGGCGGGCUACGCCACUCACAUGGUGGGCAAGUGGCACCUGGGCAUGUACAAGAAGGACUGCCUGCCCACACGCCGGGGCUUUGACACAUACUUUGGUUACCUCACAGGUAGCGAGGAUUACUUCACUCAUGUCCACUGUUCUCGGAUUGCUGCUCUGAACCUGAGUCGCUGUGCAUUGGACCUGCGGGACGGAGAAGAGGUCGCCACGGGAUACAAAGGAGACUAUUCCACUGAGCUGCUCAGCCUGAGAGCCACCAGCAUCAUCAAGAAACACAACUCUAACAAGCCACUCUUCCUGUACGUUGCGCUUCAAGCAGUCCAUGCUCCGCUGCAGGUGCCCGAGCGCUACAUGGCCCCCUACAGUUUCAUCAAAGACCCCCAUCGCAGGCAGUAUGCCGGCAUGGUAUCGGCCAUGGACGAGGCCGUGGGAAACAUCACCCUGGCCCUGCAGCAGGGGGGGCUGUGGGACAACACCAUCCUGGUGUUCUCAACAGAUAACGGAGGUCAGACGCUGAGCGGUGGCAGCAACUGGCCGCUGCGAGGAAGGAAGUGGUCUCUGUGGGAAGGAGGGAUCCGGGGAGUGGGGUUUGUCGCGAGCCCGCUGCUGAAGCAACCCGGGACCGUCAGCCACAAACUCAUCCACAUCUCUGACUGGCUGCCAACCCUCGUUGGCCUGGCCGGAGGGAGCACCAACGGCACCAAGCCACUGGACGGAUUCAACGUGUGGAACACAAUCAGCAAAGGCUUUGCCUCACCCAGACUGGAGCUGCUGCACAACAUUGACCCUCUGUAUAAUGACAUCGCUCCAUGUCCUGGCACUCAGCGUCAGUCAUCUUUGGCUCAGGUGGUCAGCGGAGGCUCCUGGGCCAAUUCUGGCUUCAAUGUGUCCAUUCACGCCGCCAUCCGAUCCUCCAACUGGAAGCUGCUGACGGGCUACCCAGGUUGUGACGUUUGGUUUCCGCGACCCGGGCACAACAGCUCCGAUUCAAACCCCCCCCAGGCGGAUCCACUGAAGCCCGUAAUGCUGUUUGACAUAGAAAAAGAUCCAGAGGAGAGGAAUGAAUUAUCCGCUCACUUCCCCACAGUAGUAGAGUAUCUUCUCACUAGGCUCAACCAAUACCAGAAAAGUGCUUUACCGAUAAACUUCCCCGAUGAGGACCCCCGAUGUGACCCGGGUCCCACUGGAGCCUGGGGACCCUGGGCAUAGGGUGGAAAUGACAGUUAUGAAUGCUGUAGCACUUUGUUAAAUGUGAAUUUCAGCAGCAGGAAUCUCUUCUGCUGAGAAAAAGAGACAUUAUGAUGGUGAGAUUUAAUGUAUAUCAACUUAAAGACAGCUGUUUUUAUCCCACAAUCAUUUAAAUCUGUCUAAACUCGAUUAUGCAGAUUGUUUUAAAGAACAUAUUUCACUUACAUUAUGUUUUUCGGUUUUGUUCCUUUGUUUGUCAGUUGUUUAUUGCGAAAACCUCUAGCCUAUUGCAUGGUCAAAGAAAGAUCCCAUAUCAUUUUGCAGCGUUGUUUUUCCCUUUCGUUUACAUUGUGCGAUAGGGCAUUUGGCCUUGGCGGAGGUCUUUGUUCUCCAAGUGCCCUUUUAGUUUAAUAUUUGCCAAAGAGUUUUUAUUUUUCGCCAACCAAUGGAAAAAGCCAUUAAUUGACUGACUGGUACUGCCGUUACUAUUGAUCGAUGUGUCCCAGCUCUGAAAUGCUUACAGAGGUUUGGUUAAAGCGAUUGCGUAAACACUGUUUGCUACACAUGUUGCUGAUUUGUAAAGACCUUAUCUCCCUGCUGUUUCAGGUAUAGCACUUCAUUUAUCUACUGUUGAGAAGCCGCAGGCUCCUUGUAUGUGUCAAACAGAAGGAAUGUUUUCAUACCUGAGAGACAUAUUUCACCAACCAAUCUAUGGUGUCUUUUGGGAGGUUUUUACGGAUCGUACAGGAGAAAGCAGAAUGUGUCACGUUAUAUUUACAUCUUGUUACAUGGCCACUCAAUGUCCAAAAAGGUCAAAUUCUUACUUUAAAAAUAUAUUUCCUUAAAUAAACUGUGCUUUACUUAUUAUUAUUGUAUUAUUUGUGCACACUUUGAAACUGUGUACUGGUUGUACUGUAGCUAUGAAUCCAAGUUAUAUGAUUUGUUCCGGAAAACAAAUACUACAUAAUAACGAGGCUUCAAAAUGUAGUGAAAUGGUUUGUAAAAAGACUGAAUAUUCAUGAUUCUUUGUGCUGAAAUGUAGUUAAUUACAAGUGCUUUUUUUCGUUUACUCGUUCCCUUUCCAGUUGCCUUAACGUUAACAACUAGCUGCUAAAUGGGUUAGCAGUGUAUUUCUGUUUCGAGGUUGAAAAUGUGAGGAAUUUCUUCACAUGCACUUCACAUAUCCAUUAUGUUAUGGCUUCAACAAAAACUCCCACAUGCCAGUCAUUCAUGAAUGUGCAGUUCUCACAGAGGUGAUUUAGAUACAGUUAUGGUGAUACAUCUUAUAUUUUCUUACUACAUCAUAGAUUACAAAAGAAUACUAAAGGGUAAGGAAAUCUGAGACUUCCAAUUGAAGGAUUUGCAUAUUUGGAAGUUAAAGAGGAGAAACUAAUUUCCUUGAUACAUCCACCCUCUUUAACCUUUGGCCUCCUGGUGAUUGACCUCCCACUGGCAGCCGCAUGCAGACUACCACAGGAAAUACUCCCUGCAGAGAGGGGGCGGCCCGUCCUAAUGUGGGCUGUGACCCUUGACCUGCCAUGUAUAUUGAUUGGCAGCGGAUCAAGCAAACAACAAUGCUGGUGACCGUGGAAAACAUAGGGCUGUUUAGAGUCAGAUGUCACCGACUCUUGUUUCCUUUAUAAAUGUGUUUUUUUGGAACAAUUGUUUGACCUAUCACUCUAAAAGGCAGCACUUUGUUGUUAAUAUUCAUGUUGUCGUUUGUGCUCAGCUGAUGGCACAGUUUGAUAUGAAAUCAUAAGCUGGAUAUGAGUCUAUCAGUAAAGGAAUAAUGGGAGUUUUUAUUUUAUUUACUUUGUUGCCAAGUGUUAAAUGUUUAGAUACCACUGUUAUCUAUAAACGUGAAGCUACGGAGGGUUAGCUUUGACAGUUAGCUUAGCUUAAGGAAGAAACAGCUAGUCUAGACACGUAACUUUUAUAAAACCAUAAUCAUUUUUACACCGUAGAGUUUUUACAGAUCAAACAAAACAUAUAUAAUGUGUUUAUUAAUGUGCUUAGAAGUGUUAGUAGGCGAAUUCUUCUAGAAAGAGCUAAGCUAGCUGUUUCCCCUUGUAUUGACCUUUUAUUCUUAGCUAAGCUUACUUAACUCUAUAUAUAACUGGCUGAAAGGAGAGUGUAUCUAUUUGUCUUUGAUCUCAAAGAGCAUUUUUGAGUGGUUUGACAAAUCCAUUUUAACGCAAGUCUACUCUUAGCUUUCUCCAGAGCUUUCAACUCUCUGUCACAUGGUCUUCAUCAAUGUAUGGAGUUUGCUCUGUUGACAUGUGAGCUCAAUUGCUGUAAUGAUUUAAUCCAUAACACUUGAUGAUACAGCUCUAAAUAAAGCCAUUAAGUGAC